Molecule: messenger RNA, 3656 nt
Organism: Culex pipiens pallens (northern house mosquito)
Lineage: Eukaryota; Metazoa; Arthropoda; Insecta; Diptera; Culicidae
Product: bone morphogenetic protein receptor type-1B-like
Exons: 3
Coding region: 1055-2572 (505 amino acids)
Biological process (GO): BMP signaling pathway; cellular response to growth factor stimulus; protein phosphorylation
Cellular component (GO): plasma membrane; signaling receptor complex
Molecular function (GO): SMAD binding; ATP binding; transforming growth factor beta receptor activity, type I
Source: RefSeq, a predicted model, not a curated record
UCGGACUGUGGUAACUUGCGGACGUGAAACUGCGUCGCUCCGGGCUUUCGGAAUCGUUUGUGAAUUGUAGCGAAUUUUCCACAAUUUUUGUUGAGUGUUUGUGAAAAAUUGAUGGAGUAUUAUUGCAAGGAAGCGGAUUUGAUUGAAAUCAUCAACUAAAGGAAAAAUACUAAAGAGGAAAAUCUGUUUUCCUCUCCCGCAAUUAGAAAACAGAGACGCAUAAGGAUUACGUCACGGACGGGUUGGUCCAGCGGGAAAAUCUGAGGAGAGUGGAGCUCGGGGGAGAGUGUUGUUUUCAAUGUGGUGAAAAUUUGUCCCGGAAGCGAGGAAGCUCAGGGAAAUUUACGAGUGAAAACGGAAGAUUGCGUGUCGUACGACAGGGAGUGUGUCUGUGUGUCUGUUACGCGCGCGUGCCGCGCAAAUGUUUAGAGUCGUAAAAGUUCAAGAAUCGAAACGCUAUUAUAAAUAAAAAUAAAAUAAAAAAGGCAGAGGCAGAAUCUCCGUUUCGUGGUGGUGUGUCGUCUGGGAGUAAUUUAUAGUGCAUGACGUUCUAACCAUAGAGGUUAACGAAGCAUCGAUCAUUUGGGUGGAAGAUCAUGAAGAUCGAAGCCGGAUCGAGCGAGUGCGAUAAUUGAUGAUUUGACAGUUCACGGCUUGGAGGCAUAGUCCGGUCGUCCGUCCGGUCCAAAAGGAGAAUCGAUCCCCACGUGAGGACACGCGCCCAAGGGGGGGACACCAUUAUUAUUUAUCGUCCUUCUGGAAGAACCCUGCUCCAAGGGCAUCCCGGGAGUACGUGAAGAAGCACGAGGAGGGCAGAAAAAAGUCUGCCAAAAACAAAAGGCGCGACAGCCUCCGAAGACGACGACGGCAGGUCGAAGAUCGAAUCUCCUGCUCCUGCCCGGUCGACGUCGUGGUCCGUGGAAACAAAAAGGCCCCGGGAGGUGAAGGAGAACGCAAGCAAACCAUACAAUUCUUCUACCUUCGGAACCUGAAAACACCCCGAAGGUAGUGAAGAGUGAGGAGGAGUAGCGAACGAAGAGAGGAAGAUCCAGACAUGGCGCCGAGAUCCAGAAGAAAGAAGGCAAAUGCCCGCACUCUGCAGUGCUACUGCGAGGGACACUGCCCGGGAAAUUUGCAAAAUGGAACGUGCGAGACGCGACCCGGUGGGUCCUGCUUCGCCGCCGUCGAGGAAGUUCUGGACGAGGAAACCGGCCUGAAGGUGCCCGAGUGGAGCCACGGCUGUAUGCCGCCGGAACAGAACGGUGGACUGCUUCAGUGCAAAGUUGGCGUUCAAUCCCCGCAAAUUCACGGCAAGUCGAUCGUGUGCUGUGAGAACGAAGAUUUCUGCAACAAGGACCUGCUGCCGGAGUACGUGCCCAAGACGACGACGCCGCCGCCGACGGUGAACGUGACGGAACCGAGCAUGCACACGCUGGCGUUGAUGGCCUCGGUGAUAGUGUGUUCGGUGGCGUUUGUGGUGGUGGCGAUCGCGAUCUUUGUGACGUACAAGAAGCGCGAGAAGAGGAAGCCGCAGUGUUUGAUCGAUUCGGUGUGCAAUCCUAACCUGUCUCCAUUGGCGGAUUUGGUUGAGCAGAGCAGUGGGUCGGGAUCGGGACUGCCGUUGCUGGUUCAGAGGACGAUCGCGAAGCAGAUCCAGAUGGUGCACCAGGUUGGAAAGGGACGGUACGGUGAGGUUUGGCUGGCCAAGUGGAGGGAUGAGAAGGUUGCGGUGAAGACGUUCUUGACUACUGAGGAGGCUUCCUGGUUCCGUGAGACGGAGAUCUACCAGACGGUACUGAUGAGGCAUGAGAAUAUUCUUGGGUUUAUCGCGGCGGACAUUAAGGGAACAGGCACGUGGACACAGAUGUUGCUGAUCACUGACUACCACGAGUUGGGAAGCUUGUACGACUAUCUGCAGAAGCGGGUACUGAACCCGCACAUGCUGAAGACCCUGGCACUGUCACUGUCUUCUGGAUUGGCCCACUUGCACACAGAGAUCUUCGGAACGCCCGGAAAACCCGCGAUCUCCCAUCGUGACAUCAAAAGCAAGAACAUCCUGGUCAAACGGAACGGUCAGUGCGCGAUCGCCGACUUUGGCCUUGCCGUCAAGUACUCCAGCGAGUCGGACGAGAUCCAGAUCGCGCCAAACACCCGCGUCGGAACGCGUCGCUACAUGGCCCCAGAAGCACUCAACGAAACGCUGGACACGAAGAUCUUCGAGGGAUUCAAACAAGCCGACAUGUACUCCCUCGGUCUCGUCUUCUGGGAAAUGGCCCGUCGCUGCAUCAGUACAAUCCGAGGAACCAAGAACACGACCUGCGAGGACUACGCCCUGCCCUACCAGGACGUCGUUCCGUCCGAUCCCAGCUUCGAGGACAUGUACGCCGUCGUGUGCGUAAAGGGCGUCCGACCGCCCAUCCCACAGCGAUGGCAGGACGAGGAAAUUCUCGUAGUAUUAUCCAAGAUGAUGCAAGAGUGCUGGCACCCGAAUCCGGCCGUCCGACUGACGGCACUCCGGGUAAAGAAGACGCUCGUCAAGCUCGAGACCGAUUCCUCGAUUAAGAUAGUGUAAGCGCGUAAGUUUGACGUCUUAUUUAUUCUCUACUGUCCCCCACCCCUUCCCCCUUCUUUAAGCUUAAGUUCAAGCACUAGUUGAUAGCGAGCCCCGAUUUCCCCACGACGUUUAUCUCUGUCGCGAAAGCAGCGCGACAGAAAUCACUGAGAUGCCAUAAUAUGGACUUAAAUUGUGACCCCCCCUAAAACUGGUUAGGUAGUGAAAAUCUGUAAAGCGAAACCCCCUUUCCCCUUCCUCAAAAUUUCUGUAAAUAGCAAUCUCUCCCCCACUCUCCUAGCUCUUUUACCCUAUCCUAUCUAGUUGUUACUAGCUUUAAAUCGAUUGUGAAGCGAAAAAUGCCAUAUAGUUGUAAACGAGGUAAGGAUUUCACCAAAAUGCAAACGUGCUUCUUUUCCGUCAACAAAUUCUACACAUUGGCCUUACUGUUUUUUCACUGUGCAAGUGACCUUACGCGAGCGCCUUUUCACCGGAAAAAAAAGUAAAUUAUAAACUCUUUUUUACAACAUUAGAAAAAAAGAGCAGCAAUAGCAGACACUAAUCCCUUAUUUUACAAGGGAGAUAAUUAUUACAAAUAGGAAGACUCACUUUCGGUCAAGGUUUCCCCCCGGUUAGGAAACGUCUCCUUGAAAGUGAGAGUUCAGCAAACAUCCCCCGUUUUAAGAAAACCCACCCUACUCCCCUGUGCAGCUUGUGUGGUUAAGCAAGAUUUCUUCUUUUACAACAAUUAAAAAAAACAAAAAUGUGUAAAUGUCCCCCCUCCCCAGCUUAGGAUUAGUGUGGAACGUGUUUUUAUCUAGUUUAUUUUAUUAUGUUGUAAAUAAAAUGACGAUUUCGUGGCCUGAAAUGAGAGAGUAAAAAACAAACAAACAAAUGUGUUAUAUAGAGAGAAAAUGUGAAAAAUAAAAAAUAAAACAGGAUAAGUGCACGCACGCAUCUUUUGAUCGUGUAGAGAACAACAAAAAUGUAAAAGAAUAUUUUUGAUGAUAGAGUUUUAGAUUAAGUGAGCGCAAAAAAAAAAAUUUGCGUUUGCCGCGUAUGGAUAUAAAACAAAAAAAAUAUGAGAUGCAGUGAGAUAUGAUGU